UUAGGGUUAGGGUUUGAUUGCAACAUGGCUUCGUCUUCCUCCGAUCCCGGCAAGUCGGCGGAGACGUCGGAAGUGGCGGUGGCGAGCGACCAGAUGUUACUGUACAGAGGAUUGAAGAAAGCGAAGAAAGAGAGAGGUUGCACUGCCAAAGAGCGCAUAAGCAAAAUGCCUCCAUGUGCUGCCGGCAAACGCAGUUCCAUAUACCGCGGUGUUACUAGGCAUAGAUGGACUGGUCGUUAUGAAGCGCAUCUUUGGGAUAAAAGUACAUGGAACCAAAAUCAGAAUAAGAAAGGAAAGCAAGUUUACUUGGGGGCAUAUGAUGAUGAGGAAGCUGCCGCUAGAGCAUAUGACCUUGCUGCUCUCAAAUAUUGGGGUCCUGGAACUCUCAUUAAUUUUCCGGUGACUGAUUACACGAGAGAUCUUGAAGAAAUGCAGAAUGUUUCGAGAGAAGAGUACCUUGCAUCUUUACGGCGGUAUGCUUUCUGCAGGAAGAGCAGUGGGUUUUCAAGAGGACUAUCGAAAUAUCGUGGACUCUCCAGUCGAUGGGAGCCAUCAUAUGGCCGAAUGGCGGGAUCUGAUUACUUCAAUAGCAUACAUUAUGCUGCAGGGGAAGAUUCCGCAGCUGAAAGUGAAUAUGUAAGCGGUUUCUGCUUAGAAAGAAAGAUCGAUUUGACAAGUCACAUCAAAUGGUGGGGAUCUAAUAAGAGUCGACAACCUGAUAAUACUGGAACAAGAUUAUCAGAAGAAAAGAAACUUGGUUCUGCUGGAGAUAUUUGCAGUGAACUCAAACAAUUGGAACAGAGAGUCCAACCCACAGAACCUUACAAGAUGCCACAAUUAGGCAAGCCCCACGAUGAGAAAAGGCGAAGAAGUUCUUCAGUCUCUGCGUUAAGUGUCUUGUCACAAUCUGCUGCUUACAAGAGCUUGCAAGAGAAAGCAUCAAAGAGACAGGAGAAUAGCACUGAUAAUGAUGAGAAUGAAAACAAAAAUACAGUCAAUAAGUUGGAUCAUGGAAAGGCAGUUGAGAAACUUUCUAAUCACGAUGGAGGAAGUGAUCGGCUUGACAUUACAAUGGGAAUGAGUGGGACAAUGUCUCUUCAAAGAAAUGUGUACCCAUUGAUGCCAUUCUUGUCUGCACCGCUUUUGACAGCCUACAACACUGUUGAUCCAUUGGCAGAUCCUGUUCUCUGGACAUCUCUUGCUCCUAUGCUUCCUGCUGGCCUUUCUCGUACAGCUGAGGUUACAAAGACCGAGACCAGCUCAACAUACACUAUGUUUCAGCCAGAGGAGUGAUUGGACAUCUGAAUUUCGAAUUGAAGAAUGGCAAGCACCUGGAAGCUGGGCUUGUAUCAAACAACAGUGUAAAGGUCUGAAG
Messenger RNA from Abrus precatorius (Indian licorice), 1375 nucleotides. RefSeq names its product AP2-like ethylene-responsive transcription factor At2g41710. The record is from RefSeq and is a predicted model, not a curated record. Gene Ontology annotation, molecular function: DNA binding; DNA-binding transcription factor activity. The coding region runs from base 25 to 1293 and encodes 422 amino acids. Gene Ontology annotation, biological process: regulation of DNA-templated transcription. The transcript has 9 exons. NCBI's taxonomy places the organism in Eukaryota, Viridiplantae, Streptophyta, Magnoliopsida, Fabales, Fabaceae.